Talaromyces proteolyticus is the source of this 3753-nucleotide messenger RNA. Its product is annotated as putative urea amidolyase. NCBI's taxonomy places the organism in Eukaryota, Fungi, Ascomycota, Eurotiomycetes, Eurotiales, Trichocomaceae. Gene Ontology annotation, molecular function: ATP binding; metal ion binding. The record is from RefSeq and is a predicted model, not a curated record. The coding region runs from base 1 to 3753 and encodes 1250 amino acids. The transcript is spliced from 16 exons.
AUGGAGAAGUUGCGAACAUUGUUGAUCGCAAAUCGCGGCGAGAUCGCCGUCCGUAUCACAAGAACUGCGAGGGAGCUUGGAAUACGCACUAUUGCGAUAUAUACAUCAGCCGAUGCGACCUCACGACAUGUCGCGGUCGUAGAUGAAGCAGUCUUGCUACCGGGUAAAGAUGCCACGGCAUAUACUGAUGGGGACGCAAUCAUCCAGAUCGCCCUUUCUCGACAAGUAGACGCCAUAAUUCCUGGGUAUGGGUUUCUUUCAGAAAACGCAGAGUUUGCACAAGCCGUCGCCAAGGCAGGCAUGAUCUUCGUGGGUCCUAAACAUGAUGCUAUUGAAGCCUUUGGCUUGAAGCAUCGAGCUCGUGAGAUGGCGGUAGAAGCAGGGGUUCCAAUUGUUCCUGGAUCCCGAGGACUGCUUGCGACGGAGGAAGAAGCUAUUAGCGCUGCCGAAGAUAUGGGCUAUCCGGUAAUGUUAAAAGCCACAGGAGGAGGAGGCGGAAUGGGUUUAGUCAUCUGCCACUCACCCAGCGAGGUCCGCCAGUCGCUAGCCCAGGUUCGUUCUCGCGGAGCGACGUUGUUCAAAAACGCUGGUGUAUUUCUGGAGCGAUACUACCCUAAGAGCCAUCACAUUGAGGUGCAAGUCUUUGGCAACGGCCUCGGGGAUGCCGUCCACUUUGGAGAGCGCGAGUGCUCAAUCCAACGCCGCCAUCAAAAGGUCGUGGAAGAAUGCCCCAGCCCUUUCGUUGAGAAGCAUCUAGGUUUGCGUGAAAGAUUAGCUUCAGCAGCAGUAGCCUUAGCAGAGUCCGUCAAUUAUGCAUCCGCUGGAACGGUUGAAUAUCUUGUGGACGAUAUUUCUGGAGAGUUCUUUUUCUUAGAAAUGAACACCCGUCUUCAGGUUGAACAUGGCAUUACGGAGCUCUGCUAUGGAGUUGACUUGGUACAUCUUAUGCUGGAACAGGCUAACCGAGAAUUGGGUGGCCACGGAGGCAUUGAUAAAAAGUAUUUAAAAUCGUUGCAGCCGGUGACUCCAUCAGGAGCCGCCAUUGAAGUGCGUGUCUACGCUGAGAAUCCUGCUCGCAAUUAUGCACCUUCCCCUGGAUUGCUACAAUCUGUUGAAUGGCACGAACUUGAUGGAACUCGUAUUGACACAUGGGUGGAGACUGGCACCAAGAUCUCACCAUUCUACGAUCCAAUGAUUUCCAAAGUAAUGGUACAUGCCUCCGGGCGUGACCAGGCAAUUGAGAAGAUGUGUGAUAUUAUCUCGCAAUCUGUCAUAUGUGGCCCCCCUACAAACCUCGACUUCUUACAUGCAAUUGUGCAAUCUAGCACAUUCAGAGGCGGGCACACUUUGACAAAUUUUCUAGAAAGCUUUGAAUUUCGCCCCAGUGCAAUUGAUGUUAUCUCCCCAGGGGUUUACACCACAGUCCAGGACUCGGGACGCCCCAAAGCAGGGCAAGGAAUUCCUCACGCAGGGCCUAUGGAUCCGCUUGCAUUUCAAAUUGCAAAUAUCCUGGUAGGCAAUUCCCGAGACGUAGAAAGCUUAGAGAUUACUCUCAAAGGCCCCGAACUGCUCUUUUCAGCACCGGCAGUUGUCUCGGUAUGUGGCGCUCCGAUAGCCUUAAGCCUUGAUGGUGUAGAUGUCCCUAUGUGGACACGAUUGUAUAUAAAACGUGGCCAAGUCUUGUCUAUCGGCAAUUUGCUUGAAUCUGGAGGUUGCAGAGCAUAUUUUGCUAUUGCUGGAGGAUUUCCUGCCAUUGCCAAAUAUUUUGGCUCCAAGUCUACAACACCGCUUCUUGGGAUUGGUGGCUACCAAGGUCGAGCGCUGGCUCCAGGUGAUCUUUUGACUAUUCAGAAAAUCGAUGAUUUUGAUGAGGCCGCGCCUAUUAUUUCCCUCCCUGAGAACCUCCGUCCACAAUAUACCAAUCAUUGGGACUUAUAUGCCAUGGUUGGGCCAUAUGAUGAGGGAUACUUGUUAGCUGAUGAUAUUGAGAUGAUCUAUAACACCACCUGGAAGGUCUCGCACAAUGCAACCCGUGGUGGUAUUCGUCUCAUUGGGCCGGCACCUACAGAAUGGGCUAGGAAAGAUGGAGGCGAGGGUGGACAACAUCCUAGUAAUGUCAUCGAGUACGGGUAUCCGAUAGGCACCUUGAAUUGGACGGGAGAGAGCCCUUGCAUCUUCCCUGUUGACGCCCCUGAUCUCGGAGGAUUUGUUUCUUCGACUACGAUUGUUAAAGGAAGUCUCUGGCGACUCGGCCAAGUAAAGUCCGGUGAUACCGUCCAAUAUCGCCGAGUAUCCCUGCAUGAUGCACUGCAAAUGAUCAGUCAACUAGAGAAAUUUUUAGAUGAUGUUGCCUCUCUUGUUGCGGGAGCGUGUCGUCUAGAUAGCAUCGAGCCCGUUCAUCAACAAUCCUUGCCCGAGUCAACGCUUUCUGGUAGUUGGGGUACAGCAGUGGUUUUCGAGAAAGUCUUGGAGGAAUCCAACCUUAAGAUAACGUUCCGACAGGGCGGUGACGAUUUCCUUCUCAUUGAGUAUGGCGAUGGAAGUUUCAACCUCAACAACCGUUGUCUUGUAACAAACUUAGAGAAGCUGGUUCACAAGUCAUGCAAAGCAGAUAAAAUUUUGAAAAAUGGUAUAUAUAAGAUGACAGGAUGCUGCAAUUCCCUUUUGAUCCACUACGACGGCUUGAAGCUUCCACGUGAGAAACUGAUAAACCAUUUAAUAUCUUUGCAGACCGAAAUGGGUGACAUUGGUCAGUCUAUGGUCCCCAGCCGACGAUUCCAUCUUCCGAUCUGCUUUGAGAGUCCGGCCCAGGAGGAAGCCAUUCAGCGGUAUAUGAAGACUCAGCGACCAUAUGCUCCCUUCUUACCCGACAAUAUGGACUUUGUGGCGAAAAUCAAUGGGAUUACCUACGAUGAACUCAUCAAUAUAUUCCUAACUACGCAGUUUAUGGCUAUUUGCGUGGGGUUUUUCUGUGCCGAUACUAUCUGUCUACCUAUAGAUCCUCGUUAUCGGUUAACAUGUCCUAAACAGAAUCCAAGUCGAGUUUACACGCCCGAGGGGAGUGUGAGUUGGGGUGGUUCCUGUAUGAAUAUCUACCCAGUAGACUCCCCUGGAGGCUACCAACUCACCGGCCAAACCAUCCCAUGCUUUGACCAACUCGGCACAAAACCGGGUUUUGGACCGGGCCAGCCUGGCCUAUUUCGGGACUUUGAUCAAAUCAGUUUUUAUCGCGUGAGCCGGGAAGAGUUCGAGCGCGAUAUGGCGCUCUUCCGUUCAAAGCGGUAUAGGUUUCGAGUCGAACAAAAUGUUCUGUUUGAUAUGAGCGCGCAUAAUAGAUUACUCCGGGAGACGCGGCAAGAAGUUUCGGCGUUUAAGUCCCGGCAGAUGGUGGCACAGGUGAAAAUGCUGGCUCUGGAAAAGGCGUCCAUGGAGCGAUGGAUGGCGGAUAAAGCGAAGAAUGUAAUUCCGGCUGAUGAAGUAGAGACAUUGAAACAAGACCCCCAUAUCUUGACCCUUAACGCCCCUCUCGAUGCCGACGUGUGGAAGGUCAAUAAAUCCGAAGGGGAAAUUCUCAGUGGCAACCACGUCGCGGUUAUACUCGAAGCGAUGAAGAUGGAGAUCGCGGUCUCGUAUGCUAUGAAUAAGAAGGAAAUGGACAACAGAAAAUUCAAGAUAGUUAAGGUGCUCGUCCAGUCUGGAGAUAUUGUCAAGGCUGGGGAUGUGUUGAUGUUCAUGAAAGGAUAUUCUGAUUGA